AUGUCGGCUCAAACAUCGAUCCCGUACCGAAAUUUCAAAAACAUAUUAUCACAAAAUUUGGAUCCUGAUCUUCGCCGAUACCUAUUCAAAGUGUACUCCUGUAUGGCCCUGACGUGUGCCGCUGCAGCUACCGGAUCAAUAGUUCAUCUGACCCACCUAUGGACCGCCGGAUUUCUGUCAGUUUUUCUGGAAAUUACCUCUGUGGUGACCAUGAUUCUCAUACCACAACGGAAAACGAACCGUAGACUCAGGCUGGCCUUACUGUUGCUGGUUGGUGCUCUUUCCGGACAUACCAUGGGCUUGAUGAUCGAACAAGUCAUGGUGGUGAACCCUGCAUUCGUCAUUACCGCCCUCCUGGGAACGAUGAUAAGUUUUAGCUGGUUGAGUUUGUCGGCUAUUUUAGCUCGAAGGGGUAGCCAUCUGGUCCUUGGCGGUGUUCUUUCAAGCAUAACCUGUGCUCUUAUAACGGUUUCGAUUGGUAAUCUAUUCUAUCAAUCUUGGAUUGUUCACAAGCUUAGCCUCUAUCUGGCCCUGGCGGUGAUGUGCGGAUUCGUUCUAUUUGAUACGCAGCUCAUCAUCGAAGAAUACCGUUUGGGGAUUGAUGACUACGUCAUUCAUGCGCUGAGGUUAUUCUUCAACAUUAUAGAUAUCUUUCGCUUGCUAAUGGAGAUAUUCGUUACCAAAUCGGAGACUCGCAAUAGACGGAGAAAUGCCAGUCAAAAUGAUGAUUGA
This is a messenger RNA of Aedes aegypti (yellow fever mosquito), 732 nucleotides long. RefSeq names its product bax inhibitor 1. Gene Ontology annotation, biological process: cellular response to unfolded protein; negative regulation of apoptotic signaling pathway; negative regulation of RNA splicing. The record is from RefSeq and is a predicted model, not a curated record. The transcript has a single exon. Gene Ontology annotation, molecular function: enzyme binding. Lineage: Eukaryota; Metazoa; Arthropoda; Insecta; Diptera; Culicidae. Gene Ontology annotation, cellular component: mitochondrial membrane. Bases 1 to 732 code for a protein of 243 amino acids.